GGUAACCGUUUAAAGGAACUAGGAGAGCGCCAUCAGGCAUUGAUGCGGACGACCUGCCGCGAGUCCGGGGGUUGGGACGGCGCCGGUGGGCUUCGGGGGCUCGACGCCGGCGCUCGGUGGGCCUGGGGGUCGCCGGAGUCGCGAAUUCUGGUCCGCAGCUGAAGUUCAGAGUUUCUUUCUGUCGAACUCGGGAAGGACGGUCCAGAAUCAUGAAGAUCCAGGAGAAACAGCAACAGAAUUAGCAUCGUCCUAACAGAGCUCGGGAAGAAGAUAAGUGAUAUCCAGCCCAAAAUGGAAGUGUGUCCUUACUGUAAGAAACCAUUUAAAAGAUUAAAAUCUCACUUGCCAUACUGUAAAAUGAUCAAAUUGACCAUACCUGCUGAUCAGAAAGUUCAUCAGUCCAGGCCAGCUACUGUCCCAUGUGUUAAAAAAGUGGAAAGGCCGACCAAAGACUUAAUUAAGAGGAAAGAACUAGAAAUAGAGGAUGAGAAAAGAAAUACCAAAUCAAUAAACAACAAACUGGAAAGGACAGUAGCAUCCUUUCCACUACAAGAUACUGACUUGCAAAGAGCAAGUACUCCAAAGGUGGGUGUAGACAUCAAGGCUCAAAGUCACCUUUCCUUCAGAGUGUUAAAAUACACCAAACCAAAGAUUGCCUUCCGGAGAAAAACUAAGGCUCAGUCUUAUCCUUCAAUUAACUCUUCUCCUAAACAAGAACUUGCCAAAGGUUUGCCUAAAUCAGAGGAAAUCCAGUCGAAUUCUUUAGAAACAGAAGUAUCAUUACCCAGUAGUUCAACAGAACCAUCUUUGUCGAAUCAAGGUAGAAAAUACUCCUUAGCUGCACCAAAUGAUGUACAAGCCAAUCCUAUGCAUGUAAAGUUAGACACAAUUGAGCCCCAAAGACAAGGGCUUCCAGUAAAAUCAUUAACUGUACGUACAAGUGAUUGUCAUCAUUCUCUGAAGAACCUCAAUGAUGGAAUACAAACAGUGAGAGCAUCAAUGUUGAACAAGAGUAUUUCCAGAGACAGAAGCUAUGUGCCAGCACACUCUGCUGACAUUGGAAACCCUAAGGCUCAGGGAAAGAACUCAGAAUCACUUGUUUUAGGCCCUCACCCCAACCCAUUAAAUCCAAUUUCAGUUGAGAACCAAGUUGUGGGACUUGGCUGUGGAGUGGAGGUACGUCAGGCCCAGGGAAAUGCUGAGGACAGCAUGCUUGUGACAGAUUUGCAGGAACGGGCUUCUGUGACUGGUGGCUGUAAGAACUUCACUGGCAGCUCUGCCACCAAGGAGAAACAGCAAGCUGGAGAUUCACUUUUAAACCUGUUCUCUCUGCGAGAGGCAACGUACAAUGAGUUUCUUUGUGUAUCACCAUCAGACCAUCAGAAUCUUGCCUCUGUGUCCAUGAAAGGUCUUCAAGGAGAGAAAGUGCAAGUCUGUGGUCAUAAUCAGGUCCCCGAUGUCAAACUCUUACUAGAAGGGCAGGUACUCCCUGCCUUGGAGCCUUACUCUGCCUGUCACCAUCAAGCAUUAAACCAGCAGUCUACCCAGUAUAUUUCUAAAAGCUCCCUCGUCAGUCAUAUUGCUAUUGACAGAAAGCCCCCUCCCAGCCCCAUGGGGCUGGAGUGGUUUCCAGAUCUCUAUCCUGGAUAUGUUGAAUUAGGGGUGUUGCCAAGGAAGCCUCGGUUUUGGAACUCAGUGGCCCAGAAACCCCAGCUUGCCAGUCCCCUGGGGGGACAUCUUUCACAAGUUCUUUUGUUGGAAAGAAGCUCGGCUGGUGUAAAGAGUUUGGAACCCCCGACUGGGCUUACAACCUCCAACUUCCCUGUAACGAGACUCUUGGGCGCUCUGCACAAAGGCUGGAUCAUGUGUAACACCACCAUAAAGAAGAGCGGAGUUGGUGGCAUCACAAUGCUUUUCACGGGGUACUUCCUCCUGGGUUGUAGCUGGAGUUUCAAGCAUCUGAGUAAGCUCUUCCACCCUUGUAAUAUAAAUGACAGGUCCUCCCAUUAUGGGGGCUUUAAGGGGCUUUUCAUAGUAAUCUCACAGUGUCUGGCAUGCCUGAGUAAAUGAGAAGUUACUGCCUGUUUUUGUUCCUUAAGGCCUGUAUAUUGAUUGACAUUUACAUAACUGCACAUUUACUCAUGCACUGGGGCUCUAGUGGUCUUCUAUAAACUGUUUCCCUACAUGGAUUCAUCCCUGUGCUUAGGACAGCAUAUUAAUCUACACUAUUUAUUUAAUUGACUAUUUGUGAGAUGGAGCCUUGCCUCCAGUGGUAGAGCAUUGACCAAGCAAACCAGCAUAAAGCCAUGAGUUCAAACCCCAGUGCCACCAGAGAAGAAUUGAGAAAAAAAAAAUGGAGCCUUGCUAUGUAGAUACUGCAGCUACAACUAUGUGUUGCUGCUGGGCUUGAAUCAGGUCCCUUAUUCUCUUGCUUGGCUUUUUCACUCAAGGCUAGCACUCUACCACUUCAACCGUAG
Dipodomys ordii (Ord's kangaroo rat) is the source of this 2477-nucleotide messenger RNA. It is a transcript of the gene Mtnap1, whose product is annotated as chromosome unknown open reading frame, human C17orf80. NCBI's taxonomy places the organism in Eukaryota, Metazoa, Chordata, Mammalia, Rodentia, Heteromyidae. The transcript has 5 exons. Bases 292 to 2070 code for a protein of 592 amino acids. The record is from RefSeq and is a predicted model, not a curated record.